UCCAUACUAUCGAUAAUAGAAAAUUUCCUUCGCAAUAUGUGUUUACUUGAAGAGUAUGUUUGCUCAGGAUGAUUUCAUUUCAUAUGAUAAAUGUCGUAAACUGUAGCACAAAGUGAUAAACAAUAGACAUGAAUUGUAUUUAUCUUACCAGAUUUAUUAGUUUUUCUUCUUUUUAAAAUGCUGCUGAACAGAAUUAAAUAUCAGCAUUCGAAUUAUUGAAGUAUGCCCAUCUUUUGGAUUUUUAACUUUCUGUUGUCUGCAUCUUAUUGUCUGUGCCAAGUUACUUACGAACUAAAUAUCUAUGGUGAAGCUCAACAUGGUUAUUUCAUUAAAGUUUAUUUGGGAACUCCUCCACAAGCAAUCAAUCUUCUGUUAGAUACUGGUAGCAGUAAUGUUGCUGUCGCUGCUGUACCUCCAAAUGUUGGGGAUAAUAAAUUUUUUCAUUUCAAUGAAUCUAAAACAUUGAAUAAACUUGAUACUAAUGUUCACUUACAAUAUAUUGUUGGUCAGUGGAGUGGUUUCUUAAUCGAAGAUGUUUUGAAUUUCGGAAAUGGUACAAUAACAUGUACUCUAGCUUGUAUGGUAACCAUUAAUAAAAUAUUUGAACCUCAUUCACAAUUUCAGGGUUUACUUGGAUUAGCAUACCGAUCAAUUGCAUUGCCAAACUCAUCUGUUCAACCCUUUUUUGAUACGCUUAUCAAAGAUAAAGAUGUUGGUAAUAUUUUUAGUUUAGAUUUAUGUGGGCCAUAUUUUUCAAACCCAGUACAAGCAACAAAUUGUGGAAAAUUUGAAAUGGGUUAUACCUCCAAAUUAUCCAAUAAUCGUGAUGUUGUUUACACACCUAUUAUCAAAGAAUGGUAUUAUGAAAUAAUUUUAACUGAUUUAAGAGUGGGAAUGAAACAUAUUCCAAUGGAAUGUUGGGAAAUUAAUAAAAAAAAGUCUGUGAUUGAUAGUGGCACAACAGAAUUAUAUUUGCCUAAAAGUGUGUAUGACUGGACAAAUGAUGAAAUUCGAAAACAUGUACAACAUAUUAUCUCUGAUAAAUUUUGGAUGAACAAAACUGCAGCAUGUGUGCCUUAUGAUAAAUUUGAUAUAUCAGUUUUUCCUACUCUCACGUUGUCCUUUUAUCAUUCCAUAAAUAGUUCUUUUAAUCUCCUUAUUUCUCCUGAAUUAUAUUUAUUACCUUAUGAAAAUAAAUCUACAGAACUUAUUUGUUUUAAACAUGCUUUUGCUGUAUUGGAUGAUGGAGUUUUAAUUGGCUCAUCAAUUUUAAAAGGAUUUUAUGUGGUAUUUGAUCGACAGAACAAAAGAAUUGGAUUUGCUAAUUCUGAACAUUUUAAUGAAACAAGUGGUUUUCCUGGAUCCGUCAUGAAACCAAAAUAUACGAAUAAAAAUAUACAAAUGUGUAAAAAAGAAGUGAAACUAGCAAAUUCCUUUGAUCUUUCACCAUUAAUGAUAGUUGUUUUAUUCUUUUCUGUAUUAGUGACAUUGGUGUUACUGUACAUGCUUAUUUCAUGGAUUUUUAGAACGUUUUUACUGCAUACUGAUGAAUCGUCAGAAACAAGUAGCUUAGUAGACGGCAUUGUUUUGGAAACAUGGAAAUGAUGAAAAUGAUCAUAUUCUGCUUCAGGAUUUGAGAGCAAAUGAACCUUCUUUUGAAGAGAUAGUAUGAAAUGAGAUAUGUACCAAAUGUGGAAAAAAAUUGAAUAAUAUGUAUAUGAAGAUAUUCGGCACACAAUUGAAUGGCUGUAACUGAAAAGUUAUAUAGCUCACUAAAAUGCAUUUAAUGUGUUUAUAUUCAGUGAAAAGAACAUCAUCAAACAUUUAAGUUAUUUGAUAAUCAUGAUUGGCUCUUAAUAUAAAAAUUUGCUGAUUAAUGCAAUUAAAAUCACUCAAUGUCGUUUUAGUCAACUUGUUGCUUUCAUUCAAAAUUAAAUAAAUAAAGAUUGAGCAAUAAUUAAAUUUUUAUGUUUGUGUGCUAAACUAUAUAUUAAUCUUGUUAUAAAUAAAACUGAAAGAUAUUUUUUACUUACAGAUUUUUCCUUUAUCUUUAUUAUUUGAAAUAUUUAAAAUAGUUUUUUAAGAAAUAUUUAACUUUUUAUUGUGAUUACAGUUUCCUAUGAUUGUACUAAUUUCCUAUAACUCAACUAUACUUAUACUAAUUUCUUAAAUUGUAUAAGAUACUGCAGCGAACAAUUCAUAAGAUUUUAAACUAUGAAUAUGAUUUCAUUGGAAAUGACUUUUUAUUUAUUAUUUUGUUUGUGUUCAUUUCCUUAGCAUUUUAUCUAUUUUGCCUUCUGAUUCUUUAACUUAUGGAAAAUGAUUAUGUAACUUGUAUUAUCAAAAAACUAUAUUCAAGGUGAACUUAUUUAUGACUAAUUUGACUUCUUUAGAACAUCUUUGAACAAUCUUAGCAUAAGAAUGUUUUAUUGUAGCAUAUUUAUUAUUUUUUAUAAUGUGAUUUAUUGAUGAGAAAGUACCAUAACAAAUUUUUAAAUCUGC
Argiope bruennichi is the source of this 2502-nucleotide messenger RNA. Its product is annotated as beta-secretase 1-like. The transcript is spliced from 2 exons. NCBI's taxonomy places the organism in Eukaryota, Metazoa, Arthropoda, Arachnida, Araneae, Araneidae. The record is from RefSeq and is a predicted model, not a curated record. Gene Ontology annotation, biological process: proteolysis. Gene Ontology annotation, molecular function: aspartic-type endopeptidase activity. Bases 223 to 1605 code for a protein of 460 amino acids.